Molecule: messenger RNA, 4463 nt
Organism: Sebastes umbrosus (honeycomb rockfish)
Lineage: Eukaryota; Metazoa; Chordata; Actinopteri; Perciformes; Sebastidae
Product: vang-like protein 1
Exons: 9
Coding region: 621-2231 (536 amino acids)
Biological process (GO): multicellular organism development
Cellular component (GO): plasma membrane
Source: RefSeq, a predicted model, not a curated record
AGUGUCGUUUUUUUUUGUGUCAAACAGACGCCCCUCUUCAAGCAGAAACUCAGACUGUGAGACAGUAAAAAAAAAAGUCAACUAUGUUUCUCACGGUUGACUGGAGCCGCAUUACCCCGGCUGGUGCACCGCAGCUCAGCUGUACACUGUAACCUGCAGCGGCGGAUUGAUAUAUAUAUAUUAUAGCAGCUGAAAACAACCCAAGAAACAUACUGAACAGCCGUGUGAAACCACCAUGGCGUGCUUUGGUUUCUCAAGUAGUCGCAUAAAUAGGUUAGUGAGGUGGAGCAAGAAGGGGGGGCUUCUAAGGCCACGGUGAAACCAGGGAGUUUCCUGCGUCUAGGUCUGGUCACAGGUAGAGGCUGGGCGGGUAAACCUGCUCUGGAGCUCCACAGGACAGACUACUAAUAAAGUUGAUGUUUCCUCACCGGGCGCCCCCAGGGUCGCUUUCAAGCCUGACCGCCGACAGCUCGCCACCUCUGUCAGCCUCUUGAGCGAGCCAAUCGACCGCCUCUAGCUCGACAACACCGUGCACACGAUUCCGCCGUGUCUGCCGGCGGUCCAGCCGAGCAGCCUCUGCGUUGCCCCGAGCCCAGCUGCCUGGGCAGGACUGCAUCAACAUGGACACAGAGUCCACCUACUCGGGCUAUUCCUACUACUCCGGACGCUCCCGGGGAUCCCACAGGCAUGGGGAGCGAAGCCGGGACCGCCACAAGUCCCGCAAUAAAGACAGCCGCUCAGAGAAGUCGGUAACAAUCAACACGCCGCCCGCAGAGCCGCUGCUGGGCGACUCGGCUGUUCGGGGUGAGCAGAUCCAGGAUGACAACUGGGGCGAGACCACCACGGCCGUCACGGGCACGUCGGAGCACAGCCUCUCCCAGGAGGACAUCGUCCGCAUCACUAAGGACCUGGAGGACAGCGUGGGGCUGGACUGCCGCCGCUACUUCACCCUGACGCUGGCCGUGAUCCUGGGUCUGCUGGUGUUCCUGACGCCGCUCGCCUUCCUGGUGCUGCCCCACCUCCUCUGGCCCGAGAGGCUGCAGAGCUGCGGCACGGCCUGCGAGGGCCUUUUCAUCUCCGUGGCCUUCAAGCUGCUCAUACUGCUGCUGGCCGUGUGGGCGCUGUUCUUCAGGCCGCCGCGGGCUGGCCUCCCGCGGGUCUUCGUUUUCCGGGCGCUGCUCGCCGUGCUGGUGUUGCUCUUCGUGAUCUCCUAUUGGCUGUUCUACGGAGUGAGAAUACUCGACACACAGGACGAGAACUACCAGGGCAUCGUGCAGUACGCCGUGUCGCUGGUGGACGCCCUGCUCUUCAUCCACUACCUGGCCAUCGUCCUGCUGGAGCUGCGGCAGCUCCAGCCGUGCUUCUCCGUGUGCGUCACGCGCUCCACAGACGGCGAGAUGAGGCACUACAACCUGGGACAGCUCAGCAUUCAGCGGGCGGCUCUGGCCAUCGUAGAGCACUACUACUGCGACUUCCCGGUCCACAACCCGGCGCUGCUCUCCGCCUCCAAGUCCCGCGCAGCCAAACACCUGGCCGGCCUCAAGGUCUACAACGUGGAUGGUGAGUUCCCAGCAGCCCCCGCUGAGGGUCCGGGGAACAAUGCAGCAGCAGGAAUGGCCCACUCCCAGUCCAGAGCCAUGAUCGCCGCCGCUGCCCGACGCAGAGACACCAGCCACAACGAGAUGUACUACGAGGAGGCGGAGCACGAGAGGCGCGUUCGCAAGCGCAAAGCACGACUGGUGGUGGCAGUAGAGGAGGCGUUCACACAUAUCAAGCGCAUGCAGGAGGAGGAGCAGAAGAAGGCUCCGGUGGAAGUGAUGGACCCCCGAGAGGCGGCGCAGGCCAUCUUCCCCUCCAUGGCUCGCGCCCUGCAGAAGUACCUGAGGACCACCAAGCAGCAGCACUGCCACAGCAUGGAGAGCAUCCAGCAGCACCUGGCCUUCUGCAUCACCAACAACAUGACGCCCAAGGCGUUCCUGGAGAGCUACCUGGCCCCCGGUCCCACCCUGCAGUACAGCCGGGACCACUGGCUGGCUCGCCAGUGGACGCUAAUCAGCGAGACGUCGGUCACCAGCGGCCUGAGAGACGGCUCCAUCUUCCUGCUCAAGUGCGCGGACUUCAACCUGGUGGUGACGACGAAGAAGAUCCCUUACAUCCAGAUGUCGGAGGAGUACAUCGACCCUAAGUCACACAAGUUCGUCCUGCGGCUACAGUCCGAAACCUCUGUGUAGGACUCCAAACUUUUUUUUUUAUUCCUCACCCUGUUUUGUUGCUCUCAUUUUGGGUUUGCAGUUUUUAUUUGUACUUUUUUGGAUUUUUUUAUAUACGAUUCUAUAUAUUACACUCAUGUUUGAAUAUAUUGAUCUUUUUUUAUGUUUGAUUUGGAUGAAAAUCAAAAGAAAGAAGGCGGUUUGACGCCUCGGACGUGGUUGUGUGCACAUACAGUAUGCGUGAGUGUGUGUACGCACGUGUGUCAACGCAAUCACUCGUUCCUUUUUCUGUUUGAGAUGCUGGAGCCAAACAAGAUGGGAACAACACAGAGACUCUGUUGUCUCGGUUACUCCUUUAUUUCCAUGGGACAGACAGACAAACCACUAAGGACUGCGAUGGUGUGACUUGGAUUUAGGUAUUUGAAGCCUCACGGAAACACGUGACAGAUAUCCUGCCUGUGUUGCUGUCCUCGGAUGCUCUUUUGGACGUCAACGGAUUGAGAAUUAAACGGAUUUCUUUCUCUCCAAAACCAAAUUAAAUGCAUUUGACAAAAAAAACAAUCAGACUUUGCAUUAAAUGCACAUUUAUGUAUGUUUAUAAAUUAAAAGAAUACGCCUAAAAAGGAUGGAACACAUGAUCUCCGCCUGCUCAAAAAGGAUGUUUUCCUCUCCACAAUCUCAUCACUACUUCCAUCGAGCUCCGGACAAACCCCUUUCUUGCCAGUUGAGAUGUCAAGACUCCAGCCUGAGGCGUACAGUAGCCCCCCUGGGUGCUAAUCCUGGGACGCUUUGAGCUGUUACGGUGCACGAUUCUUCUCCAGGUUCAACGGAGCAAGAUCAGAAAUAUUUCCACAUCAGUUGGGAACAACACACACACGCCACGUUAAACAGCGGGGCGAACUCGCCAUGAUCCGGAUCAUAAGAGACGCUGGAUGCACGCCCAAAAAACGUUUGCCCUGCUGCCUCAUCGGUUCAGUGACCUUCUCAGGGCUUACAUGUCUGCCGUAUCGGCCUGACGUGAUGGAAAGGGAAGGUAGUGAGGAGGAGAGACAGAGCCACGAUGUCACAGAUAAAAAGUACUACUGAUUACUCCAAACCAGAAUCCCCCCUUCUGUGGGUUAUACAGCAGAACAUCUAAAUACCGUAAAUCCUCAUGUUAAAGCCGGUGUUAAAUUAAGCUUAGCCAGCUUGAACAAGUAAAGGUCGCUCGCUAAUAAAGCCCAGGUAAAAUAUAUUGACGGGGUGGAAUUAUGGCUGAAUAAAGGCCGCUAUUUGAGGAUUUACGGUAUUUAAAGAAGGAUUUCAUCUUUCCGGUCUCACAGGGUUUCACUAGAAUACAUAAUAGAGCCAACAGAAUGUAUCAAUAGUGUGUCACUGCAGCAGGGCGGAACCUCCUUCCCAACUGGACCGUCUGGUUUUCCUUUGCUACCUGGUCCCACCUGUGUUAUCUCACAAACGUGCUCACAGUGAAUCCCUCCAGGUCAGAGGGGAUUUUUCUAAUUAUUUCUUUCCCCCUGAUGAAUCAGCGUGUCUUCUAACACCAGAAAAAUACAUUUAAAUGAAGCUAACGGCACUAAAAAUGACACUUUUUUAGAUCACGAACACUCUGAUUCGGCAAAUUCAUACUGUGUAACUCACUCAAGAAGGAAACUAUGUCAUACUGAUAAUAUCUUGUGUGGCUAUGAGCAGGGUUGUCCCCUACUGCCCCCUGGCUGGUAACCAUAAUAGUGCCAGUUUGUCUGCCUGAGGGCUACAGCAACAUGUUUUCAUAUAAAAACACAAACAUACUGUUCAUUCUUUAAAAAAAUUGCUGUUAAAUCACCUGGGAAGAACUCAAGAAACACAUUUUUGCUGUUUCCUGCAAACAGCAAACGUCUCUUUUGGAACGCCUGCCACUGGUCACAUGUUGUACCCACUGACAGGUGAACUUUGUAUGAUCCCAAUAUGACUGUGCCUCCUGUUUUUACACUGUAUCUAUUUAUGUAAACGAGCAUGUGUGUAUGUAUGUAUGUAUGUAUGCCAUUCCAGUUCACACGACCAGCCUCCCACAUCACUACCGUCUGUCACGCUGUUGCCAGGUUACAGUCCUCCGUCAUGGUAUGGUUUUUUGUCGGACAGGUCGAUGAUGAUGAUGAUGAUGCAAUGUUUCAAGUUUCACAGCAUUAGCAUUUGUAACAAAAAAAUAAAAUGUAAAACUGCUGUAUGGGAUCGUAUUGGGCAGAAAUUCCACCUUGGACACGUGAAAACAAAUGA